This is a messenger RNA of Bipolaris oryzae ATCC 44560, 186 nucleotides long. RefSeq lists its product as uncharacterized. Lineage: Eukaryota; Fungi; Ascomycota; Dothideomycetes; Pleosporales; Pleosporaceae. The annotation marks the transcript as partial. The transcript has 2 exons. The record is from RefSeq and is a predicted model, not a curated record.
UGUUUUCUUUAUGCUUUAUCGAUGGUAGAAAGGACGGUCUUGGGACUGCUUGGGGGCACUUCAAAGAUCAAAUGUUCUCCAUGUUGGCUUUCUUGGAAUGGACCACGAGGUCUAUGUCGAAAUCACACCGAUGUUCGAAGUCAUCCCAAGAUGUCGCUUGAGCGACCCUGGAAGGCAUAUGUUUGA